Messenger RNA from Acytostelium subglobosum LB1, 2052 nucleotides. RefSeq lists its product as hypothetical. The transcript is spliced from 5 exons. NCBI's taxonomy places the organism in Eukaryota, Evosea, Eumycetozoa, Acytosteliales, Acytosteliaceae. The record is from RefSeq and is a predicted model, not a curated record. Gene Ontology annotation, molecular function: ATP binding; protein serine/threonine kinase activity. Gene Ontology annotation, cellular component: cytoplasm. The coding region runs from base 1 to 2052 and encodes 683 amino acids. Gene Ontology annotation, biological process: protein phosphorylation; regulation of MAPK cascade; intracellular signal transduction.
AUGAUGCCAUUAAAGAAACCAGCGGUUAUAAAUGUCAAGACAUUGUCGGAUAAGCUUGGCGUGCCGAUCUCACCUGAGGACCCAGCAACAAUCUUCCAGAAACAGGAACGUCUGGGAAAGGGCUCGUUCGGACAGGUGUUCAAAGCGAUCAAUAUCAACGAUGGCUCAGUAGUGGCGAUAAAGAUCAUCUCACUCUACGAUCAAGAGGCAAUCAAAGACGUGCGCAAGGAGAUCUCGAUCCUUGCCGAGUGCAAUGACACCAACAUCGUGCGUUACUACGGCAGCUACUUCAAGGACCACCAACUGUGGAUUGCCAUGGAGUACUGCGGCGGUGGUUCAAUCAGUGAUCUACUGCAGCUGGUCGAGUGCUUUAGCGAGGAUGAGAUCGCACUGGUAUGUCGCGAGGCUCUCAAAGGACUACAAUAUCUACACGAGUGCAAGAAGAUACAUCGUGAUAUCAAAGGUGGCAACAUCUUGUUGAACGACAAGGGAGAGGUCAAGCUUGCCGACUUUGGAGUUAGUGCACAGCUGUUCUCGACGUUCUCAAAGAGGAAUACAUUCGUUGGUACACCUUAUUGGAUGGCACCAGAGGUCAUACAAGAGAAUAAGUAUGAUGGCAAGGCUGAUGUUUGGUCGCUGGGCAUCACAGCGGUCGAGAUGGCUGAGGCUAUCCCACCCAAUGCCAACGUUCAUCCCAUGCGUGUCAUCUUUAUGAUCCCGCGCGAGGAUCCGCCCACCCUCAAAGACAAAGACAAAUGGUCUCCCAAGUUCCACGACUUCAUCGCCAAGUGUCUCACCAAGGAUCCAUCACAGAGACCAUCCUCAAGUGAGCUGUUAAAGCAUGAGUUUGUUCAGACUAAUAAGCCGUUCACUAUACUAGAAGACUUGAUAGAGAAGUGUAGGAAUAUACUCAACUCUGCGGAAUACAUUGAUGAUGAAGAGGAGGAUGAAGCAAACUUUGAUAGCAACAGCGAGGAUGAAGAGAACUACUCAACAGUUGUGACAAAGGAUGAUGGUAACAACAACAAUACUACGACCAACUACUCAACUGUUGUGACAAAGGAUGAGCAAUACUCUACAGUGGUCACAAAGGAUGAACAAUACUCCACAGUGGUCACCAAGGAUGAUCAGUACUCUACAGUGGUCACCAAAGAUGAUCAGUACUCAACAGUCGUUACAAAGGAUGAUCAGUACUCAACAGUUGUAACAAAGGAUGAUGUGAUAAAGAAGGAUAACAACAAUCAAUCACCAUCAUCGUCAACGUCAAACUCACCGUCACAAGUAAGGAAGCUCAUCAACAACUUCAAACAGAAUGGAUCAUCUUCUGGCACUGGCAUUAGCACUGGCACUGCAGCAACUGGAUCAGACGCAUCCACUACUGGUACAAAUGGACAGAGUAAUCAGACAUCAACAACCAGCAGACCUCCACUAAAGCCAGCACCAAGUAUUGUAAAUGGAAAGCCAUCACCAAUGAAGCCAAUCGCAAACAUCAACAACAACAAUAACAACAACAGCAGCAGUAGUACCAACAACAACAAUAACAACAAUAAUAAUAAUAAUGUAAUACAACCAAAGAAUAUCAAAGUAAUCAAGACUGGCGCAGGAGUGAUGGGAGCACCAACAACAACAUCAACGCCAAGCAAGAAUGUUCCCGUGUCACCAGCCGGCAUCAAGAAGGCUCCAGCAACUGCACCCAACAAGUCAAAAGAAGCCAAAGAGACCCUGUCAGAGAGUCUACACGCAAUAUAUAGAAGCGACUGUACAAUUCAAAUACCCUUUUUAAGUCUUAGCAACACAAUAUCGUCUGACUGUCUAUUGAGUACGGAGCCAAUGUACAACGACUAUGCAUCAGUACUGAGUGAUCUGUGCUCUGAUCCAUCGUUGGAUUCAUCAAGGAUAUCAUUCAAUCCAUCAGUUGGAAACUUGAUCAAGACACUGGCAUAUCACAAGGACAGACAGGAGAAUGUACUGUUCACUCCAAAGGACUCUAUACAGAACGCCAAGAUAGUAGGUGAUCUCAGUUCAACUGUCAAGACCAUCUAUAGGCUGUAG